This is a messenger RNA of Microthlaspi erraticum, 234 nucleotides long. The record is from the annotation of a GenBank genome assembly. Lineage: Eukaryota; Viridiplantae; Streptophyta; Magnoliopsida; Brassicales; Brassicaceae.
AUGUGUCGUCGGGUUAAGCCUCUUCCGCCGCAUGUGGAGGAGAACACCGCCACUUGUCGCCGGAAGUUUGACACUUGUCCUCCGAGGUGCAUGACUAGGAGGUCCAACAAGGACAACCUAGUUGAACAUCCAGAGAUAGACAAGCUUGAGAAGCAACUUAGGAAGCAAAAAGCCCAAGAGAUGGCCGACGAAGCAGCUCGCGCUCACGCCGCUGAAGUGGCGCGCGCUCAAUGA